AUGUGGAAAUUAUUUGGUAUUUCAGAUGAAAAAUCUAGUUGUACACAUCCAGUGAAUCCUGAAAGAAAGUUGUGGUUUGAGUCUGACUUUCCACAUUUAAUUAAGAAUUUAAAAUCCAGAAUAAUUAAUUCAAAAACUCUUCAGAUUCCAGAAGGUACAGUGGAUGUUUUACACUGGAAGGCAGUUGUUGAAGCAGAUUCCAAAUUCCAAAUUAAAGUUUGUAACAAAUUAACCAUAGACCAUGUACAACCAAGACAUUUUCAGACAAUGAAUGUCAAAAUGGCUUUUCAGUUUUUUAGUGGAUCUGUUGCAGCUGCAAUGCAGUAUUAUAAAGAUUCAAUUCCUGCCUUGAUAGAUUGUAAUGCUACUGUCCUAUUUAUAAAAAAAAUCAAUGAAGUUGUAGAUGCUAUGAAUUCACAGCUACCGAAAUGUGCCUUAAGACCGGAUCCUGCAUCUAUCCACAAUAAAGUACUAACUGAUUUUUUAAUUUACUUGGAUGAAUGUGAAAAAGUAAAGACCACUUCCAAACAAAAAUUAACCACAUCUACAGCACUUGGUUUAAAAGUUACAAUACGAACUGCUUUAGAACUUAUAAAAUAUCUUUCUGAGAAAGUUGGAUAUAAGUAUUUGAUGACUAGACGUAUCAACCAAGAUGCUCUAGAAAUAUGAAAUAAAUCUGAAAUAUUU
This is a messenger RNA of Aphis gossypii (cotton aphid), 687 nucleotides long. RefSeq lists its product as uncharacterized. The transcript has 4 exons. Lineage: Eukaryota; Metazoa; Arthropoda; Insecta; Hemiptera; Aphididae. The record is from RefSeq and is a predicted model, not a curated record. The coding region runs from base 1 to 669 and encodes 222 amino acids.